Molecule: messenger RNA, 132 nt
Organism: Babesia microti strain RI
Lineage: Eukaryota; Apicomplexa; Aconoidasida; Piroplasmida; Babesiidae
Product: DNA-directed RNA polymerase II subunit D
Exons: 1
Coding region: 1-132 (43 amino acids)
Source: RefSeq, a predicted model, not a curated record
AUGAAUAUGAAUGAAGGAAAGAAGAAUAUUAUAAAAAUUUGCAGUAAUAACUUCACCAAGGUGCUUAUUUUCAUAUUAUUAGGAUGGUUUUCUAUAACAUUAAUCAUAGCGUUAUUGCCAGAAGAUAUGUGA